Trifolium pratense (red clover) is the source of this 1449-nucleotide messenger RNA. Its product is annotated as SPX domain-containing protein 1-like. NCBI's taxonomy places the organism in Eukaryota, Viridiplantae, Streptophyta, Magnoliopsida, Fabales, Fabaceae. The record is from RefSeq and is a predicted model, not a curated record. Gene Ontology annotation, biological process: cellular response to phosphate starvation. Bases 322 to 1194 code for a protein of 290 amino acids. The transcript has 3 exons.
AUUCUCACUCCUCCUUGGUAGAAUAGAGUGCAGCAGAGUAGAUGAGAGAGAGGGGUAUAAAACCCAAAAUAUACCAUAUUUAUGUAAGGAUAUUCCAACAAUACCCUCCGAAUAUUCCUUCUUAACGGUUAUAUAAUUACUCUCUUCUCUCUCCCUUUUCCUCCUCCUCCUCCUAUUUCCGCUUCUUCCAAACACACGCACUUUCUCUAUUUUCUCUCUUCUCCAUUUUUUUUCCACAUUCAAAUCAAAUUUCAUUUUCAACAUUUUUCAUUAUAACAUCCACAAAUUUUUUGAUUCUCUAUUCUCUGAGAACGAAAAGCCAUGAAAUUCGGUAAGAGUCUAAGCAGCCAGAUCGAAAAAACUCUACCAGAAUGGCGCGACAAGUUUCUCUCCUACAAAGAACUCAAGAAGAAGCUCAAGAACUUAGAACCCGCCGCCGCAGGCGGCUCUGAAGAUCGUCCUGCAAAGCGUCUUAGGAUUGAUUCGGGCAACGGCCAUUCUGUCGCCGAUGCCGGAGAAAUGUCUAAGGAGGAGAGUGAUUUUAGGAAGUUGUUGGAGAAUGAACUCGAGAAAUUCAAUAACUUCUUCGUUGAGAAAGAGGAAGAGUACAUUAUUAGGCUUAAGGAGUUGCAAGAUAGAGUUGCUAAAGUGAAGGAUUAUAGUGAAGAAAUGAUGAAAAUUCGCAAAGAAAUUGUUGAUUUUCAUGGAGAGAUGGUUUUGCUUGAGAAUUACAGUGCCCUGAAUUACACAGGGCUAGUGAAAAUACUGAAAAAGUAUGACAAGAGAACUGGUGCUCUCAUUCGCCUGCCCUUCAUUCAGAAGGUCUUGCAACAACCUUUCUUUACCACUGACAUGCUCUACAAGCUUGUAAAGGAGUGUGAAACAAUGCUGGACUACCUUUUUCCUGUGAACGUUCCUACAGCUGUUGGCGAGCUUAUCCCUGAAGCUGAAGGAUGUGAUCCAUCCACUUCAACCACCACCGAGAGAGAUGGUUUGCUGAUUCCUAAGGAAUUAGCAGAAAUUGAGUACAUGGAGAGCCUUUAUAUGAAGAGUACCGUCUCAGCUUUGCAUGUUUUGAAGGAAAUUAGAAGUGGAAGCUCAACGGUUAGCAUGUUUUCAUUGCCACCGUUGCAAUCAGGUGGAUUGGAAGAAACAUGGAAGAAAGUCCCAGUUUUGGAACAAGCAGCCAAGUAACCUGCUGGGUUACAUUGAGGGCAAGGCAUGUUGUAGUAUGGCUAUUUUCCCAUUUGUGUUGUCUUCAAAAUUGGACGCCUCUGUUAUAGAUACUAACAGCGAUGUAAGAAGUUAAAUGUUGUAAAGAUGGAAUUAAUUUAUAGAAUUAUAGGUUCCAUAUAAUAAAACUGUGGAAUUCAAAGAAGUUAUGUUUUGACAUUUUGCUGACUCAAUAUUCAAUAUGUAAUGUAACUUAUGUGCUUGGUAUCUGCUUCA